Messenger RNA from Aureobasidium pullulans EXF-150, 345 nucleotides. Its product is annotated as stress responsive A/B barrel domain-containing protein. The transcript has 2 exons. The coding region runs from base 1 to 345 and encodes 114 amino acids. The record is from RefSeq and is a predicted model, not a curated record. NCBI's taxonomy places the organism in Eukaryota, Fungi, Ascomycota, Dothideomycetes, Dothideales, Saccotheciaceae.
AUGGCUUCGGAAGCUUCAAAGCAGGUGCAUCGCAUCACCAUGUUCAAGAUCCCGGACCCGAGCAACAUUCAACCUAUUUUAGACAAGUACUCAACAAUGGCUCAAGACGCAAAGAAGGACGGCAAACCAUACAUUCUCCGAUGCGUAGCUGGACCGGCAGUCAACGAUGCAAGAAGCCAGGGCUACACUCUGGCCGCGCAAACGACGUUCUCGAGUCUUGAUGACAUGAAGUAUUACGACAACGAGUGCGAGGCUCAUGCGGCGUUGAAGGCAGUAGCAAAGGGCAAGGUCGAGCCCCCGCCAUUGAUGGUGUGUUUCGACAAUGCUGUUGGUACAUCCUCUUGA